AUGACAUCUCCGACCAGACCCGACACUAUCAGAGUCCUUGUCACCGGUUUCGGCCCCUUCCUCGACAUCAGUGCAAACCCCUCCUGGUCCAUCGCGUCCUCCCUUCCGAGAACCCUUUCCUCAACAACCGGCACUCCCAUCCAAUUAAUAAUCCCCGACACGCCUGUACCAGCAGCCUACCAUAAGCUCCUCAAAGAAUCCGCCACUCUAAUCUCGCAGCACUCCCCGCACAUAGUCCUGCACAUAGGCCUUGCGUUCGACAGAGAUUACUUCGCCGUCGAGCAGAGCGCGUUGAGAGAAGGAUACCACGAAUUUCCCGAUAUUGACCGUAAAGUCAUUACGCGUGUGGAGAAUAAGAAACUCUUCGGGAAAGGGCCGGCAUCGUUGGCGACUUCGCUUGAUCUAGAAUCGGCGGUCGAUGCAUGGCAGACGGCGUGCGCGCGGCUGUGGCUGCCGAGGAAAGGAGAGGGUGCGGCGCAGGGCAAGGGCAAGGGCGGCGGGAAGGGGAAGCAGGAGGGGAAGAAGGUGGAUGUGAGGUUGAGCGAUGAUGUGGGGACGUAUGUGUGUGGUCUGAUCUAUUAUUCGAGUUUGGCGGAGAUGCAGAAGAGGAUCGGGACGAGGGAUGUUGUCUUUAUGCACAUCCCGCUAUUGAAAGGGGAAGGAGAAGAGGGUAUUGGAGCGGAGGUUACGAAGGAGCUUGUGGUUGCUUUGGUGGAUGUUUGGGAGGCGAGGUCGUAG
This is a messenger RNA of Didymosphaeria variabile, 738 nucleotides long. RefSeq lists its product as uncharacterized. The coding region runs from base 1 to 738 and encodes 245 amino acids. Gene Ontology annotation, biological process: proteolysis. Lineage: Eukaryota; Fungi; Ascomycota; Dothideomycetes; Pleosporales; Didymosphaeriaceae. The transcript is spliced from 2 exons. The record is from RefSeq and is a predicted model, not a curated record.